UUAAACAUCAUGUCCGCGCAACCAUGGACUGCAGCCUAUGCAGCCAACGAAGCAGUAUGGCUAGCCAGCGAUGCAAGCGCUGGCGACAAACAAAAUGCAUGGCGCGCACAAAAAUUGUUACUGGCACACGCUACAUGCAACCUAAAUGAAGCCAACCAUUUUGAUGUGCUUAAACAGCAUCAGGAUAAACGUGAAAAUGACAGAUGCACGGAGACGUACAUGCAAGAAUGUUUAAGUGGAUGUCAAGGGCUGCUGGACCAGAGUCGUCGUCGACGUGCCGCUACUGGAAUGCCCGUGGAAUGGUCCGUACCCCUUGAAAGUGCGUUCGAGCGUCACUGUCGGGGCAGAUAUGAAAGCUGCAUACAUGAUGAAAUCACAACAAACGAACUACAACGUCCUAUGGCCAACAGCAACAGGACACCACUCAACCCGCCAGUGUCCACAGCAACAGCGUCUCCAGCUUUCGAUGGAUUUCGUACGGCACGUGAACAAUUAAUGCUGCAUGAUAUGAAGAAGAACAAACAAAGUGUUGCAGCUGGAACUGGAUUAGGCAGUGGUGCAGGUGGUGCUGGUGGAGCACCCAGUGAUAUCAUGAACUACAGAAAAAAGUCGCUGGGUGGACGGGGACGAAGUGUAAAUGCCAAAUUUGUGCAGCCCAUUGGACAAAAUGAUGCUAAUGUUGCUGCUGUGCCUGUGAAGCAGGAUGAACAGGCUACGCCUGCCGUGGCAGUGCCACCCUCUUUGGCACAUUUGGAUCCCCUAAUGGUUGAACAUAUUAUGAGAGACAGCAUGCAUAAAUACAAGCCAAUAGCUUGGGAGGAUAUAGCCGGACUGGAGUAUGCUAAAUCAACAUUUAUGGAAACCAUCAUACAUCCCCUACAGCGUCCAGAUCUGUUCAAGGGUGUGCGUCGUCCGCCACGCGGUGUUUUGUUGUUUGGCCCACCUGGCACUGGAAAAACUCUAAUAGCCAAGUGCAUUGCGUCUCAGUCAAGGGCAACGUUCUUUAGCAUCAAUCCGUCCUCGCUAACCUCCAAGUGGGUGGGCGAAGGUGAGAAACUGGUCAAGACGCUAUUUGCUGUUGCCGCCGUACAUCAACCAGCCAUUAUAUUUAUGGAUGAGGUGGAUUCAUUGUUAUCGCAGCGCUCGGAUAAUGAGCAUGAAAGCUCAAGGCGAUUGAAAAACGAGUUUUUUAUACAAUUAGAUGGCGCGGCAACGAACGAAGAUGAUCACAUUGUUAUCAUCGGUGCUACUAACCGCCCCCAGGAGCUUGACGAAGCCGUUAGACGGCGGUUUGUGCGACGUAUCUACGUUUCGCUACCUGCGGCGCCAGCCCGUCAACAGAUAAUUGAGAAACUUAUACAACAAGUGCAUCAUAACCUUGACGAAGCACAGGUUCAAGGGCUAGCUGAGUUAACUGAAGGGUACUCGGGCGCAGACAUGGAUAGCCUGUGCCGUUAUGCGGCCAUGCAGCCGCUGCGAGCUCUAAGUAGCUCAGAGAUAGACGCAAUUGACGCACAGCAGCUGCCUGCCGUAACCAUGUCGGACUUUAUGUGCGCACUGCAGCAUGUCUCAAAAAGCGUCUCACCGGAAGAUGUGGAGCGUUACGUGGCGUGGAAUGAAAUUUAUGGCAUUAAGCGUUAAAUAAGAACAACAAUGCUGAGUUUUUCUGACGCUUUAUUGAUAUCCUUGUUGCGAUAUUUUCGCCUAUAUAUUGACAGAAAUUAUAAUUUUCGGAUUUGCGAACAACUUCUGU
Messenger RNA from Drosophila novamexicana, 1753 nucleotides. RefSeq names its product fidgetin-like protein 1. The record is from RefSeq and is a predicted model, not a curated record. Lineage: Eukaryota; Metazoa; Arthropoda; Insecta; Diptera; Drosophilidae. Gene Ontology annotation, molecular function: ATP hydrolysis activity; ATP binding; microtubule severing ATPase activity. The transcript is spliced from 8 exons. The coding region runs from base 10 to 1641 and encodes 543 amino acids.